GUAGAGAAUCCAUACACUGCACUUUGGUCAAGUAGUACAAAGUGAGUACAUUGUGUUGAUCACCUGACAUGCCUCUGUGAACAUUUAUGUGGUUGAGACUAUUUCAACACGCCCACUGGAGUGUGAUUGGAGGAACAGAUCCUCCUCAGCUUUUAUAGAGAGCCACUGAGCAUGUGCAGCAAGUGUGUUUGUGAAGGUUCGCGCCCUGACACAGCAUGUUUGAAGAGCUCCUGCAGGCUCCUGCUUUGGCCUCCUGGUUGGGGCUUCUUGCAGGCUUGCUGGCCGUCCACCUUUUGUACUCCAGUUGGACUUUCCAAGAUAAACAGAAGCGUCCUCCUGGGCCCAGACGUCUUCCCUUGCUUGGUAACCUGCAUCAGUUGGAUCUCGAGAGGGUUGAUAAGUCCCUUUUUAAGCUGUCUAAAAGGUACGGACCGGUGUUUACCAUCUACUUGGGACUCAAGAAGGUGGUGGUCCUGGCUGGAAGCAAGACAGUCAAACAGGCUCUCAUCAACCAUGCUGAGGAGUUUGGGGAAAGAGAAAUCACCCCUUUAUUCCACGAUUUCUCCGAAGGGCAUGGCAUAGUAUUCUCCAAUGGUGAUGGCUGGAAGGAAAUGAGGCGCUUUUCCAUAGCGACUCUGAGAGAUUUUGGGAUGGGCAAGAGACUCAGUGAGGAGAAAAUCACUGAGGAGUGUCACUACCUGAUUGAAGAGUUUGAAAAAUACGAAGGCAAAGCCUUUGACAACACAACCAUCAUGACCUACGCAGCUUCAAACAUCAUUUCCGCCAUCAUAUUCGGAAAGAGGUUUGACUUCAAAGAUCCAGUCCUCCGAGAUAUGGUGGAAAAUGACAAAGAAGUCAUCCGUCUGUCUGCAUCAGCUUCCAUUGUGAUGUACGAUGCGUUUCCAAUGCUGGGUCCUUGGAUUAAAAACUGGAGGGAUUUAAUGAAGAAUCUGGAGGAUAACACCCAGCAUAUGAUGCAGUUAAUAAACAAACUAAGGGAGACUUUCAAUCCUGACAUAUGUCGGUGCUUUGUCGAUGCUUUCUGCACACGUAAACUGAGUCUGCAGGAGUCUGAUGCUCAGAGGGGGCACUACCAUGAUGACAACCUGGUCACCAGUGUGAUGGAUUUGUUUGGAGCUGGAACUGACACAACAUCAAACACUCUUCGCUGGAGUCUACUUUUAAUGGCCAAGUACCCUCAAAUACAAGAUCGGGUCCAGGAGGAGCUUAGUAGGGUGGUGGGAGACCGUCAGAUCACAAUGGAGGACAGGAGGAACCUGCCUUACGUCGAUGCUGUCAUCCACGAGACGCAGAGGUUCGCCAACAUUGUCCCCAUGUCCGUCACUCACAGCACCAGCAGAGACGUCACCUUCCAGGGAUACUUCUUUGAAAAGGGGACCACUGUGCUGCCUCUGCUGACAUCUGUCCUCUAUGAUGAGAGUGAGUGGGAGACUCCAAACACCUUCAACCCUUCCCACUUCCUGGACGAGGAGGGUAAAUUCAUCAGGAGGGAUGCUUUCUUGCCCUUCUCUGCAGGCCGCAGGGUUUGUCUUGGGGAAGGUCUGGCCCGGAUGGAGCUCUUCCUCUUCUUCACCCACCUCCUCCAGUACUUUCGAUUUACCCCUGCACCCGGGAUGUCCGAGGACCAGCUGGAUUUGACGCCAGCGUUGGGCUUUACACUCAGUCCUCUACCACACCAGUUGUGUGCUGUCAGUCGCCACUGAGAAGGAGUUGUUUAAACAAAGAGUUUUUGUGGUACAGACUUGAAACUUUAGAGAUGUCUGCUACAUAGACUUAACCUAAUGUAGCUGAAUUUUUGUGUUAAUCUAAAUACAAUUUUGCAAGUUAUUAGAUUUUUUAUUGAUGAACGUUUUUUUUGUGUAACCCUGUAGAUAAAAGUAAAAGGAGUGUCUCAUACCUUUGCACUCAGUCUGUCAUCUUAGGAUCAAUGAUUGACAUUAUUAAUAUUAAAAUUGAUUUUUCCUGGGCUAAAAUAUCAAAGGACUGCAAAUAAUGACCAAACUGACAUAUAAAUGACUUUCAUAUAAUCAACAUGCAGUUACUUAUAACUACUCUUUUGUCAUUAGAGAAUGUAUUUGUAAUUGUGUCAAAGCAGUCUUAAAAAAUACAUUUUAUUUUGUCAUUUGUGGCUUAUAUUAUAAACAGAUAAACUAAUGGCAACUUGGAUUGUCCUGAUAAUGUCACUUUCUCCUUUUUAAUACAAUGUACCCGUUGUUAAAGUCAAACAAAAAAAGACAAAAUCCAAUAACAUCAGACGUUCCAAGACAAAAUUGUAUGCGUUUUUAUUUUGUACAUGGAAGAAAAGCUAUAUAUUAAACAAUAUGCAAUAUGAAUAUAAACGAGGAGGAAUAACAAUGAUUAACAUUAUUAACAUUACAAUCUGAUAAGAAUAUCACAGGACUGCAAAUAAUGACUGAAAUGUGACAUUUGAAAUACUUUCAAAUGUUCGGCAUAGUUACUUUUACCUACUCUAUACUAGACAAUGCGUUUGUAAUUGUUUUAAAGUGGUCUAAAACCAUAUACAUUUUGUUUUGUAAUUCUGUAUUAUAUUAUAA
Messenger RNA from Entelurus aequoreus (snake pipefish), 2576 nucleotides. RefSeq names its product cytochrome P450 2K1-like. Gene Ontology annotation, molecular function: heme binding; iron ion binding; oxidoreductase activity, acting on paired donors, with incorporation or reduction of molecular oxygen, reduced flavin or flavoprotein as one donor, and incorporation of one atom of oxygen. Gene Ontology annotation, biological process: xenobiotic metabolic process. The record is from RefSeq and is a predicted model, not a curated record. NCBI's taxonomy places the organism in Eukaryota, Metazoa, Chordata, Actinopteri, Syngnathiformes, Syngnathidae. Gene Ontology annotation, cellular component: cytoplasm; intracellular membrane-bounded organelle. The coding region runs from base 216 to 1724 and encodes 502 amino acids. The transcript is spliced from 9 exons.